Molecule: messenger RNA, 226 nt
Organism: Rodentolepis nana
Lineage: Eukaryota; Metazoa; Platyhelminthes; Cestoda; Cyclophyllidea; Hymenolepididae
Source: the annotation of a GenBank genome assembly
AAUCGAAGCCGUUGCUGAGUUUAGACUACGUACCGUGACACGGUUACCAAGAAUCGAAGCCGUUGCUGAGUUUAGACUACUUGGCCAAGAAUCGAAGCCGUUGCUGAGUUUAGACUACGAGUCGGACACGAUUGACUUGGAAAACCCCUUCACAGAUUGGGAUUAUACAUUCGAUUCACAUGCUCCCUAUGUAAUCUACAUGAGGAAAUGGAGAAGACCCACCUGA